AUGCGUUUAGCCGACGGGAUCAUCCAAGACGUGGUGAGGUUGAGAUCUGAUUUCAAGAUACUCAUUCCUAACCAAAUACACUCACUCUCGAAGAACCUGGACGCCAUGAAGAAGGGCAUGAUACAGAUGUUGUUGGAUUACAACAUACAGCUUUUCAGACAGUCGAGUGACUUCGACUCCAAGAUCAAGGACCUGGGCGCUACUCAAGAGUUUCGCCUGCAUAGCGCUAUUGUUGCGAUAGCAACGUUGCUGAGUACCAAGGAUGAGUCACAGAAAGCCGAGGAACUCAAAAGGAUUGCUGGUUUCAUUGAAGAUGCGAAGGGGGGGGUGGGUGGUAUGGACUUGGAGGUUAUUGCGAGUUGGUAUGACAAUGCCGUGGAGGAAGAUGAUGGGGAAGGGGAGGAGAUCGACGGGUCGCUGUUUAGUCAAGGGCGCAAGCGGCAACUCUCGGAUCUGGCAGGCGACCAGGGAACUUCAAGGCAGAAGAGGGUCAGAAGCACACCUUCUGAGGGCAUACAAGGGAUAGAGGUUGAGGCGGAAAGGGAUCCCAGUGGACGAGAAAUGGCGGGUGCGCUGUCCAACGAGAAUGAAAGGCGAGAAGAGUCUAUUAGAGUUGAGCACGUACCGGAGGAGGGCCAGGGGCGUAGCGUUAAUCAAAUUCGGCUUGGAAACUCCUCAAAAUCGGUCCCAGAGCAAGGCCUCGUCGGGGUCAGGCUCCUCUACUGA
This is a messenger RNA of Drepanopeziza brunnea f. sp. 'multigermtubi' MB_m1, 726 nucleotides long. The record is from RefSeq and is a predicted model, not a curated record. NCBI's taxonomy places the organism in Eukaryota, Fungi, Ascomycota, Leotiomycetes, Helotiales, Drepanopezizaceae.